GUAGGUCGGCCACCCAUGUCAGAUGCAUUGCACAGCCACAGGAUCGGAGGGGAAGGGGGCUCCUUGGACUAUCUGAUCGGGGCCAGCGCCCAUCUGUUGGUCUGGGGUGGGCUACAGUUGGGUGCGCUGAGCCCCGUGCUGACGCUCUGUCUCUGGAGGGUUGACUGGAGGGCAGGGUUAUGCUUUUUGGUCUUGGCGCUCUUCACGGUCCUCUGUCCUGCGCGCCACUCCAAGCACUUCUGCCGCUUCUACCUUAAGGCAGCGUCGACAGUGGGCGGGGCCACAGCCUGGGUUCCGGACUCGAUCAUGCAGCUCUUACAGGGCCGUAGCUAUUUGGUGUGCUUCCACCCGCACGGCGUGCUACCUCUGGGAUUUAGUUUCAACGCGGCUCUCCGUGUCAAGGCACAACAGCCGGAGAUUUACCUGCCGGAGUCAUUCCAUUUCCCGGAGGACUGCGAUGGGGUGCAAGCGCCUGUGCUUUGGCGCCUUCCUUUCUUUGCACCUAUGCUGCGGAUGUGGGACUGCUGCACACCAGCGACGAAGGAGAACAUGAAAAAGCUGCUGGCAGCCGGGACAGCCUUUGGCAUCAUUCCUGGGGGAAGCGAGGACGUUGCCAUCCACGAGCACGGGAAGGAAAAUGUCUACAUCAACUCUCGGUAUGGUUUCAUCAAGUAUUCCUUGCAACAUGGGUAUUGCCUGGUUAUUGCCUAUACCUUUGGAGAGACCGACCAAUACCACAGCCUCACCUGGCUGAGGCCCUUGAAUUUGUGGCUGGUCAAGACCUUCGGCUUCGUGGUUCCAGUUUUCUGGGGCAAAGCUUUCUGCCCGCUGCUGCCUCGUGGUGGCGGCUUAAAUACUGUUUACGGCAAAGCAUUGCACUUGCCAACGAUCCCAAAUCCGACACUUGAAGACCUCGUCCACUGGCAUGGGGUGUACGUGGAGGCACUGGUCACACUUUUCGAUGAAUACAAGUGCCGGUUUGGAUAUGGUGAUCGAGAGCUAAGAUGUUUCUGA
Molecule: messenger RNA, 1014 nt
Organism: Symbiodinium sp. CCMP2456
Lineage: Eukaryota; Dinophyceae; Suessiales; Symbiodiniaceae
Source: the annotation of a GenBank genome assembly